UCCCCGACGACCUGCCGGAGAAUCAGCCAUGGCGGAAGACGAACAAACCCGACCGAAAUCAAGGCGGAAAGACCUGGGAAUCUCGUGCAUGCUCAACACGGAGGUCGGCGCCCUGCUCGCCGUCAUCCGCCGGGGGCCGGAAUCGAGUCCGGGCUUCUACCACCACCCCGACGAUCUCUGCGACGCCACAUUGCUGCAGUCCCUCAGAUCCCUCAGAGCCCUGCUCUUCAAUCCGCAGCAGGAAUGGCGGAUGCUCGAUCCAUCGGUUUACAUCACGCCUUUCCUCGAUGUCGUACAGAGCGACGACAUCCCCGCCGCCGCUACCAGCGUCGCGCUCCAGGCAAUCCUUAAGAUCCUCCGCCUAGGAAUAUUCGAUAAGAAGACCCCCGGCGCUAAGGACGCCAUUAACACCGUCGUCACCGCCAUCACCGGCUGCCGCCUGGAGAAAACCAAUCCGGUGGCGGAGGAGGCCAUAAUGAUGAGGAUUUUGCAGGUCCUCACCGCCGUCAUGAGGCACCCGGCGUCGGUUUUGCUCACCGACCAUUCCACCUGCACCGUCGUCAACACCUGCUUCCAGGUGGUCCAGCAGUCGGCAACCCGCGGCGAUCUGCUGCAGCGUAGUGCUAGGUACACGAUGCACGAGCUUAUCCAGAUCAUAUUCUCGCGGCUGCCGGAGAUUGAAGUUAGGGAUUCGGAGGACGGCGAGUCGGAUUCCGACGACAACGAGUUGGAUUCAGGGUACGGAAUCCGAUCCGCCGUCGACAUCUUCCAUUUCCUCUGCUCUCUUCUGAACGUCGUCGGCGUGAUGGAGAAUGAAGGCGUGACGAUUCAAGUAGCCGACGAGAACAUCCAGGUCUUCGCGCUCUACCUCAUCAAUUCCGCCAUGGAAUUGAGCGGUGACAGCAUGGGCAAACACUCCAAACUCCUGCGGAUGAUCCAGGACGAUCUGUUCCACCAUCUCAUCCACUACGGCACCUGCUGCAGCCCUCUGGUUCUGUCCAUGAUCUGCAGCACUGUUCUCAACAUCUACCACUUCCUUCGCAGCUCCAUGCGCGUCCAGCUCGAAGCCUUCUUCUCCUACGUGCUGCUCAGAGUCGCAAGUCCGGGAGUCCCCAUCCAGCUCCAGGAAGUCGCCGUCGAAGCCAUCAUCAAUUUCUGCCGCCAGCCAUCCUUCGUCUUGGAAGCCUAUGUAAACUACGACUGCGACACCACUUUCAGAGACGUCUUCGAGGACACCGGCAAGCUCCUCUGCAGAUAUGCAUUCCCCACCGGAGGCAUCCUCACCAGCACACAGGUCCAGGCCUUCGAAGGCCUGUCCCUCAUUCUCCACUACAUCGCCGACAACAUCGACAACGAAGAAGACCACCCGACCCCAAACCCGACCGACCCGUACCCGGUCAACAUUUCGGAUCCCGGAGACCAACCGUUCUGGGAAGAGAAACCCAAGGAAGACGACGAAGAAGCUUGGGUGGAAUACUUGCGAAUCCGUAAAGCACAGAAAAAGAAGAUACUAAUCGCCAGAAGCCAUUACAGUCGGGACGACAAGAAGGGUUUGGAAUACCUGAAAUAUUCCAGGUUGGUGUCGGAUCCGCCCCACCCGAAAGCCUACGCGAGCUUCUUCCGGUACACGCAGAAGCUAGACAAGACGAUGAUCGGAGACUUCCUCGGCGAUCCAGCGGAGUUCAACAUUCAAGUUCUCAAGGAGUUCUCAGAGAUGUUUGACUUCACCGGAAUGGUUGUCUACACGGCGCUGCGGACUUACCUGGAGACUUUCCGGCUGCCGGGAGAGUCUCAGAAGAUUCAAAGGAUUCUGGAAGCGUUCUCCGAGAGAUACUACGACCAGCAAUCGUCGGACAUGUUUGUCAGCAAGGACGCUGUGAUGAUCCUCUGCUAUUCCAUCAUCAUGCUCAACACGGACCAGCACAAUCCGCAGGUGAAGAAGAAGAUGACGGAAGAAGACUUCAUUAGAAACAACAGAGCCAUCAAUGGCGGCAACGAUCUCCCACGGGAAUACCUCUCCGAGAUCUUCCACUCCAUCUCGACCAAUGCGAUCAGCCUCGAUCGGCCCGGCGCCACCACCGAAAUCAAUCCCAACCGUUGGAUCCAACUGGUCAGCCGUGGGAAGGUCAUCCAGCCAUUCAUCUUUUGCAAUUUCGACAGAAGGCUAGGCAGGGACAUGUUCGCCGCCAUCGCCGGCCCCUCUGUUGCAACUGUUGCAUCCAUUUUCGAACAGUCCGACGAAGAGGAGAUCCUCCAUGAAUGCCUUGAAGCUUUGUUUUCGAUCUCCAGGAUAGCUCAAUAUGGAUUGGAAGAUACUCUUGAUGAACUACUCUGUUCUUUCUGCAAAUUCACAACAUUGCUGAACCCGUACGCCUCCACAGAAGAAACACUAUACGCUUUCAGCCACGACAUGAAGCCGAAGAUGGCGAUACUGUCCGUCUUCACCAUUGCAAAUGCUUUCAAGGAUUCGAUCAGAGGCGGUUGGCGAACAAUUAUGGACUGCCUAUUAAAGCUCAAGAAGCUCAAGCUGAUACCGCAAUCCAUCGUAGACCCAGACAGCUAUGCGACUCCAUCAGAAGCCGAAUCAAGCAGUGUAAUUCAAGAUCUAAAAGCAGGACAACAGAAGCGAUACAGCUCGGGGGUGAUGUCGAGAUUCCUCAACUUCAUGUCUGUUGAGAACUUGGAAGAAUCACUGAACCUAGGAUUGAGUGAAUUCGAGCAGAACGUGAAGAUCAUCCAGCAAUGCCGAAUUGGGAGCAUCUUCACCACGAGCUCAACUCUACCGGACGAGUCUCUGCUCAACCUUGGCCGUUGCAUCAUCUUCGCUGCAGCCGGAAAGGUCCAGAAGUUCAGUACCUCAGUUGAGGAAGAAGAAAUCAUGGCCUUCUGUUGGGAGCUCAUCAGCGCGAUUUCUCUCUGCAACGUGCAUAGAUUCUCCUCAUUUUGGCCUCACUACCACGAAUACUUGCUCGAAGUGGUGCAGCUACCGCUUUUCUCCACAAUUCCAUUCACUGAGAAAGCCAUAGUCUCCUUACUAAGGAUCUGCCUUAAGCUUGCAGCUUCGAGUCAAUUAGAGGGAUCCGAAGAACCUUUGUUCAAGUCCAUAAACUUGAUGUGGAGGCUGGAGAAGGAAAUCCUCGACAACUGCUCGGAAUUCCUGCUGCAGUCGGUGAGCAAGAUUAUCACGGACUAUCCAGAUCAGCUGCAGACGCAGCUCGGAUGGAUGUCCGUGCUGCAUCUCCUUUCGGUCACCGGCCGGCAUCCAGAAACCUACGACAUUGGCGUUGAGGUUUUGAUUGCGUUGAUGUCGAAGCUUAACAACAUCACAAGGACAAACUUUUCCUACUGCAUCGACUGCGCGUUUGCGUUCGUCGCCCUCAGGAAUAGCCGAGUCGAUAAGAACAUCAAGAUCAUGGAUCUACUAGCAGAGUCAGCCAGUUUGCUGGUCGAAUGGUACCGAGCUGGAUAUUCGGAUCCAGGAAGCUACCCGAGCAACGUAAGCGGUUCUUCAGUGGAGGAAACGACGAGGAUCUACAAUCCGAUUAGCUUCUUCCAGAGGCUCGGCGAAUCGCUGAAGAAGACGAGCUUAGCCAGGCGUGAAGAGGUGAGAAACCACGCAGUACUGUCUCUGCAAAAGAGCUUCAUGCUAGCAGAGGAUCUUCUAUUCACGCCGAACACGUGCAUCAAUGCAUUUUACAACGUGAUAUUCGCGAUGGUGGACGAUCUGCACGAGAAGAUGCUGCAGUAUUCUCGGAGGGAGAACGCGGAGCGGGAGACGAGGAGCAUGGAGGGGAGUCUGGUGCGGUCGAUGAAAGUGAUGACAGAAGUGUACCUUCAUUUUCUGAAGCCGAUAUCGGGGAGCCCUAAUUUCAGGACGUUCUGGCUGGGGAUACUGAGGAGGAUGGACACGUGCAUGAAGGCGGAUUUGGGGGAAUACGGGGAGUCGAGAAUGUCGGAAGUGAUACCGGAGCUGCUGAGGAAGAUCGUGAGCGCGAUGAAGGAGAAGGAGAUCCUGACGCCGGAGGGAGAGGAUGAUCUGUGGGACACGACUUACUAUCAGAUACAGUGGAUCGUUCCAUCUCUCACCGAUGAGCUCUUCCCUCUCAAGGAUUGACACAAUUCUCUGUCUCUGUCAGUUGAAGGUAUGUGAAUUCUAUUUCUCAAGGAUGUUGUAUGUAUCUAUAUAUAUAUAUAAUGUAUGUAGGUCAUAUGUUCCGCUUGAUCAAAUACUGUUGAAGGGUCGUGGGUUCAAAUAUCCGCCGCUUCAAGUCACUGUGAUUCGCGGUUUACCCAAUGUUCUCGAAUAGCA
Andrographis paniculata is the source of this 4309-nucleotide messenger RNA. RefSeq names its product ARF guanine-nucleotide exchange factor GNL2. Gene Ontology annotation, molecular function: guanyl-nucleotide exchange factor activity. Lineage: Eukaryota; Viridiplantae; Streptophyta; Magnoliopsida; Lamiales; Acanthaceae. The coding region runs from base 29 to 4114 and encodes 1361 amino acids. The transcript is spliced from 3 exons. The record is from RefSeq and is a predicted model, not a curated record. Gene Ontology annotation, biological process: regulation of ARF protein signal transduction.